AUGCUUCAAAACUUAACCCAUUUAAGAGAGCUGUCGUUUUCGUUCGUGAGCAUCUCAUCCGAGUUGAGGGUUAAUUUUUCUUCAUCUUUGACGUAUCUAGACCUCAGAGAUACUGGAAUAAGAGGUAACUUACAGAGUAAUGUUUUUCAUCUGCAGAAUAUGCGAGUUCUAUUGUUGGGUGACAACGAGAAUCUUACAGUUAGUUUACCGAAGUUGAACUGCAGCAUAUUAAAUUCUCUGAGGCUGUUGGACCUAUCGCGUACAAAUUUCUCCGCUGCGUUGCCAGAUUUAAUUGGGUGCAUAGGGUCCUUAAAUUCUUUGGAUCUAAGUUAUUGUCAAAUUUUUGGUGUCAUUCCUGAAUCAACUGGCAACCUUACACAGCUUACUGAAUUGUAUCUGGACAAUAACCAUCUUCGAGGUAAAAUUCCAGAUAAAUUUUCCAUUUCACAAAAGAUAAGUAGUUUGUCACUUGGUCACAAUUUAUUGUCCGGAAACAUUCCUAACUCACUUCUCAACCUUACGCAUCUUGGCAUUUUAGAUCUUUCCAGUAAUCAACUAAGCGGUUCAAUUCCUCCAUCAAUUUUUACCAUUCCGACCCUAUCUUACCUUGACCUUUCAUCUAACCUUUUUACGGGGGUAGGGCAAGACUUGUUUGUGGACUCCAAUAAGCUUCAAAACAAUGCUUUUAACAGUGAAGCACCAUGGAACACUACAAACAAUGUAAGCAUUUCCUAUCCAGAUUUCACGCAAUUGAAAUUGUCUUCUUGCCAGAUAAAAGAAUUUCCAGAGUUUCUUAGAAAUUCAGAGAGUUUAGGUUUUCUGGACCUCUCAAAUAACAUGAUUCAUGGCGAAGUCCCAAGCUGGUUCAUGUCUAAGACUUUGGAUCAGUUGUUAUCCUUGAACCUUUCACAUAACUUUUUGGCCGGUACCAUAGACCAACUUCCUAUUACUCCAUCUUUGGAGUAUCUAGAUGUGAGUUCCAACUCACUUCAGGGCCCAAUGCCUUCUUCUAUCUGUAACGCAAGUAUUCUUAGGAUUCUUGAUUUGUCAAAUAACAAUUUGUCUGGCCUAAUUCCUCAAUGCUUGGGAAACUCCAGCCAGUAUCUAGAAAUUAUGGAUUUGGGAAAUAAUAGGCUUUUUGGCACCAUUCCCACAACAUUUUCAAAAGGAAACUCUUUGCGGUUCCUUGUGUUGAAUGACAAUCAAUUGCAAGGGCCAGUGCCACGAUCUUUAGCUCAUUGUGAACGUCUGGAACUCCUUGAUUUAGGGAACAACAAGAUAGAUGAUAAAUUUCCAGUUUGGUUGGAAACUCUUUCUAAUUUGGGGGUCCUAAUAUUGAGAUCUAAUCGAUUUCACGGAGUAAUUGGCAAUUGUCAGACGAAAAGUCCAUUUCCUCUGUUGAGAAUUAUUGAUGCAUCCCAUAACGAGCUCACUGGUGCUCUACCUACGGAAAUCCUCAACAACUUCGCAGCUAUGAAAAGUUCAGAGGAUGACCAAAAGGAAUUCCAGUAUAUGAAGUCAACUUUCAUUUAUGAUUAUUACAUCCAUUCUGUGGAAUUAUUUAUCAAAGGGGGAGAGUAUAGUCUUGAAAGAGUCCUAAUAGCUCAAACAGCCAUUGACUUCUGA
Messenger RNA from Coffea eugenioides, 1626 nucleotides. Its product is annotated as receptor-like protein 7. The record is from RefSeq and is a predicted model, not a curated record. NCBI's taxonomy places the organism in Eukaryota, Viridiplantae, Streptophyta, Magnoliopsida, Gentianales, Rubiaceae. Gene Ontology annotation, molecular function: protein binding. The transcript has a single exon. Bases 1 to 1626 code for a protein of 541 amino acids.